AUGAACACAGUGCUUGUGUGUGUGGUGCUUGUCGCCCUUGCGGUUGCGACUGCUGCCCAGGACCCGGCCUCGUCGUGGCUCUCGUACGCAGAGUACAGCGCUGACGAUUCGAUUACCUUCCUUGCGGCCAACUGGACGGUGCCCGCGUACCCGAGUGACAAGUUUGCGUCGCGCGCGCCAGGGUUCUGGAUCAGCGUGGAGAACGCGGACAACACGUACCUUGUGCAGCCGAUUCUGGCCUUUGGCGACGGUGAUCUGCAUUACACGUGCUUCAACGGAUGGUUUGUGUGGAGCGGCCCGCAUGCCGGCUGGCACCAGUCGCAGGCGUUCAAGGUUGUGCCUGGCGAUGCCAUCUACGCCUCGAUCACCUACCUGCCGUCGACCGAUGAGUAUGAGAUGUACAUCGCCUGCGAGGCCAAGGGCCAGUCGGUGACGACCAAGGUCCCGGCGCAGGGCGUCAAGUACCCGCUCAGCUACUUUGUCGUCGAGCACCAGUCGUCGUGCUCGGGUCUCCCGGCCGACGGCAAGGUGACCUGGACCAACAUCGAGGUCGAGGUCGCCAACAACCGCGUCACGCCCACUUGGCAGGCCAAGCAGGAGGACCCGGUCUGCUCCUCCCAGGCCCAUAUCCUCUCGCCGUCAUCGAUCCAGGUCACUUGGGACGCGUAG
Thecamonas trahens ATCC 50062 is the source of this 669-nucleotide messenger RNA. RefSeq lists its product as uncharacterized. Bases 1 to 669 code for a protein of 222 amino acids. The record is from RefSeq and is a predicted model, not a curated record. Lineage: Eukaryota; Apusomonadida; Apusomonadidae. The transcript has 2 exons.